This is a messenger RNA of Terrapene triunguis (Three-toed box turtle), 4495 nucleotides long. RefSeq names its product ADAM metallopeptidase with thrombospondin type 1 motif 17 (gene ADAMTS17). Bases 101 to 3424 code for a protein of 1107 amino acids. Gene Ontology annotation, cellular component: extracellular matrix. NCBI's taxonomy places the organism in Eukaryota, Metazoa, Chordata, Testudines, Emydidae. Gene Ontology annotation, molecular function: metalloendopeptidase activity. Gene Ontology annotation, biological process: proteolysis; extracellular matrix organization. The record is from RefSeq and is a predicted model, not a curated record. The transcript has 23 exons.
UCCAGCCCGGGAUCUUGCUGCUGCCGCCGCCACCGGCCCUUCGCCUCCUCCUCUUCUGCACUGCACAGACCGGUCGCUGGGGCCCCUCCACUGCAAUAAAAUGUUUGACGGCUCCCUCCUGCCUCUCUUAUUUCCUUUCCUGCUGCUCUGGGGACUGGACCCCGCCACAGCCGGCGGCGCGGAGCUGGAAGUGGCCAUCCCGCAGCGAGUGGCGCUGGAGAAGAUCCACCUGCUGCAGCCGGCCGGGGCCGGGCACGGGCACGGGAGCAGCCCCCGGCGCCGGCGCUCGCCGCCCGAGGAGGAGGCCGUGCUGCUCCGCCUGCCGGCCUCCGGCCGCGAGCUCUACCUGCACCUCCGGCGGGACCUGCACUUCCUCGCGCGGGGCUUCGCGGUGGAGGAGCCGGGAGAGGCCCGGGCCCGCAGCCGCCCCCCGGCCGAGCAGCUCUGCUUCUACACGGGACACGUGCUGAACCGCAGCGACUCCUUCGCCUCCCUCAGCACCUGCGCCGGGCUGAUUGGCUAUAUCCAGAUUGGAACAGAACAGCUGUUAAUACAACCUGUAAAUAUCUCGGAGACCUCAUUCAGUGGAAGAGAGCAUUUCAUCAGGCACAAACGAUCCUCAAAAUCCACCUAUCCUGCUAAGGCCCAGGUCCCUGCCGAGCACUGCAAAGUCAUAUCGGAAAAGAAGAGACAAAAGAAGAUGAAACCAGUGAAUGACUGGAGAGAGCGAAGAAAUGCCAUCCGACUCACCAAUGAGUAUACAGUAGAAACCCUGGUAGUGGCUGAUGCUGAUAUGGUGCAAUACCAUGGUGCUGAGGCAGCCCAAAGGUUCAUCCUCACCGUUAUGAACAUGGUGUACAAUAUGUUUCAGCACCAGAGCCUUGGAAUUAAAGUCAGCAUUCGAGUGACCAAGCUAGUUCUCCUUCGAAACCGUCCUGCAAAACUGUCCAUUGGGCACCAUGGAGAGAGGUCUCUGGAGAGUUUCUGUCACUGGCAAAAUGAAGAGUAUGGUGGAGCAAAGUAUCUUGGCAAUAAUCAGGUUCCUGGUGCAAGAGAUGAUACCCCUCCUGUGGACGCUGCUGUCUUUGUUACCAGGACAGAUUUCUGCGUACACAAAGACGAACCUUGUGACACAGUGGGGAUCGCUUACCUGGGAGGUGUAUGCAGUGCCAAGAGGAAGUGUGUGCUUGCUGAAGACAAUGGUCUCAAUCUGGCAUUUACCAUAGCACAUGAACUUGGGCACAACAUGGGGAUGAGCCAUGACGAUGAUCAUUCUUCCUGCGCAGGAAGAUCUCACAUAAUGUCUGGAGAAUGGGUGAAGGGCAGGAACCCCAGUGACCUUUCUUGGUCUUCCUGCAGCCGUGACGACCUUGAAAACUUCCUAAAGUCCAAGGUGAGCACCUGUUUGCUGGUAACAGACCCCCGAAGCCAAUAUGCCGUGCGGCUUCCUCACAAGCUGCCAGGGAUGCACUACAGCGCUGAUGAACAGUGCCAGAUCCUAUUCGGGACCAAUGCCACUUUCUGUAAGAAUAUGGAGCAUUUGAUGUGUGCUGGGCUGUGGUGCUUGGUGGAAGGAGACACGUCUUGUAAAACCAAGCUGGAUCCCCCUCUGGAUGGCACAGAAUGUGGCGCAGACAAGUGGUGCCGAGCUGGGGAAUGCGUCAGCAAAACUCCCAUUCCUGAGCACGUCGAUGGAGACUGGAGCAUGUGGAGUCAAUGGAGCAUGUGCAGCCGGACAUGUGGCACCGGUGCCCGAUUCAGACAGCGGAAAUGCGACAAUCCUCCCCCUGGGCCGGGAGGCAAGAACUGCCGGGGAGCCAGUGUGGAACACACAGUGUGUGAAAAUUUACCCUGCCCUAAAGGAGCGCCUAGCUUCAGGGACCAGCAAUGCCAGUCUCAUGACAGAUAUACCAACAAGAAGAAAAGCCUCUUGACAGCUGUCAUCAUUGAUGAUAAGCCGUGUGAACUCUUCUGCUCUCCUCUGGGGAAGGAGUCCCCUGCGUUGGUGGCAGACAGGGUUCUUGAUGGUACUCCAUGUGGGCCUUAUGAGACUGACCUCUGCGUACAUGGCAAGUGCCAGAAAAUCGGCUGCGAUGGGAUCAUUGGCUCAGCUGCCAAAGAGGAUCGUUGUGGAAUCUGCAAUGGAGAUGGCAAAACCUGUAAAGUGGUGAAAGGAGACUUCAACCACACCAAGGGGAUGGGUUAUAUUGAAGCAGCUGUGAUCCCUGCGGGUGCUCGACGGAUCCGAGUGGUGGAGGAUAAACCUGCCCACAGUUUUCUGGCUUUAAAAGAUUCCAGUAAGAGAUCCAUUAACAGCGACUGGAAAAUUGAGCUUCCUGGUGAGUUUCAGAUCGCAGGCACUACUGUCCGGUACGUGCGAAGGGGUCUAUGGGAGAAAAUGUCUGCCAAAGGACCAACUAAAAUACCACUGCACUUGAUGGUGCUGUUAUUUCACGACCAGAAUUAUGGAAUUCAUUACGAAUACACCAUUCCUGUCAACUAUACCGCCGAAAACAGAAGCGAGCCAGAAAAACAACAGGAUUCUUUGUACAUCUGGACACACAGCGGAUGGGAAGGAUGCAGUGUGCAGUGUGGAGGAGGUGAACGUAAAACCAUUGUGUCCUGUACUAGGAUCGUUAACAAGACCAUGAUGCUGGUGAAUGACAGUGACUGCCAGCGUGUGAUGCGCCCUGAACCCCAAGUCAGGAGAUGUAACACACACCCCUGCCAGUCACGGUGGGUGACAGGCCAUUGGAGUUCUUGCUCUGCGACCUGCGAGAAAGGCAUCCAGUACCGGGAAGUGACUUGUGUUUAUCAGUUGCAGAAUGGCACCUAUGUUAACACCAGAGACCUCUACUGCCUGGGCCACAAACCCACACCAAUACAAAGCUGUGAAGGCCAGGACUGCCUUUCUAUCUGGGAGGCUUCAGAAUGGUCAAAGUGCUCAGCAGAUUGCGGGAGGGGAAUCCAGAAGAGAACAGUAAUGUGCACGAAUUCUCAAGGGAAAUGCGAUGCAGCCACCAGGCCAAGGGACGAGGAAGAGUGUGAGGAUCACACAGGCUGUUAUGAGUGGAAAACAGGGGAUUGGUCUAAGUGCUCCUCAACCUGCGGGAAGGGCCUCCAGUCACGUGUGGUGCAGUGUAUGCACAAAGUCACCGGCCGCCAUGGCAACGAGUGCCCUGUCCUAUCCAAGCCAGCAGCCUACAGGCAGUGUCACCAAGAGGUCUGCAAUGAGAAGAUAAAUGUCAACACAAUUACCUCGCCCAGACUCGCUGCUCUCACAUAUAAGUGUACAGGGGACCAGUGGACAGUGUACUGCAGGGUGAUCCGUGAGAAGAACCUGUGCCAGGACAUGAGAUGGUAUCAACGCUGCUGCCAGACAUGCAGAGACUUUUACGCAAACAAGAUGCAGCAGAAGAGUUAAUGAAUUGGUGCUGCUGCUUAGGGUAUUACAGCUAUUUCUAUGUAAAUCACGAACUAGUAGCUCUGAGUACUGGAACUUAAUGAGUUGCUACGAUGUGGUGGAUUCCAAAGCAUACCUAAUAAGACUUGAAACUAAUUCUGCAGACUGGAUGUACCAAAGUAAUCCACUCAUCCACCUUAAAAAAGAGUCAUCUCAAGGAGCCAAUCACGUAGAAUUUUAUUGUGUUUUGACAUCAUUACAUUUUUCAUUAAUGCUUUUUACUUUAAUAUAUUAUUACCAGCCACUGGAUGGCUUGCUACCAUUUAAAAAAAAACAAAAGACAAGAGUUGCAACGUGAUUAAAUUGACUAAAGUCAUGUGUACCUCAGUGGGAGAAAGCCUCUGGCAAAUAACUCAGCAAACGUGCAGACAUUACUUAAUGCUUCAACCUUGGCUUCCAUCUGAUGCUCUUAAUUCCCAACAGUUAGCAUGCUGUGGGGUGGGCUUGGAGGGACACACACAAAUGAAAUGCUUAAUUUAAAAGGGGGAUUUGCUAUAAAAGCUUGUGAAAACGGAUAGCAGAGGAUGGAUGUCUCUGAAAUUUCUGCAGAAAGCUCAGCACAGUUUUAUCCAACAUUCCAUUUAAUGUAAUUUAAAAAAAAAACUAAUUGGGAAUUCCUUCUCCUGUCUGGUUCUGAAAACAUUUCCCCCUCUCUCUAUUUAAAAAAACAUGUUUUCUUUUAUGAUGCCUUAUUCUCCUCAACGAGUUUAAAGAAAUGGAAGCUAAUUAACCCAGGAGCAGACAGUUAAUUUUAAGCCAGAACCACUUGCAUGAGAUGGAAGUAGCUGGAAAUCAUUUAAAUAUAUACCGUUUGUUGGGGAGGGGUUGUUUAACCUCCUCUUUCCAAUUUUUGGAAUUCAAUCUGAUAAUGAGACAGAAUGCUAUUUCUUAAGGGUAUUGUGAAACCAACUAGGGUUGGCACAUACCCGAAACAGAGACCAGAACAGCAUUUGCAGGAAGGGUAACUUAAAGACCAAGCAGAUCUUCCCCUCUCUAGGGGCUGGUCUACACUGGGAGGGGGGGUCGAUCUAA